Molecule: messenger RNA, 2653 nt
Organism: Rhipicephalus sanguineus (brown dog tick)
Lineage: Eukaryota; Metazoa; Arthropoda; Arachnida; Ixodida; Ixodidae
Product: solute carrier family 26 member 6
Exons: 20
Coding region: 184-2385 (733 amino acids)
Biological process (GO): transmembrane transport
Cellular component (GO): membrane
Molecular function (GO): oxalate transmembrane transporter activity; chloride transmembrane transporter activity; sulfate transmembrane transporter activity
Source: RefSeq, a predicted model, not a curated record
ACGACACCGCGUGUAAACGACACGCUUUGGUGAACCACCCCACGAGUCGGUUUCGGAAGCCGAAGCCCAAGUGCUGUACCUUCGCAGUCGUGCGGUCUUCUCUGACACCGACAACCCGUGCAGGCGAACGCAGCGUCUGAGCCCCUGAGUGUCGAGGAAUAACGACGCUGCUCUACGACGACGAUGAGGCCUGUCAACGACGGUCAACCAGAGACGCCUGCAGGCGCAGGGCCCAACAUGAUCCGACGCCUGAGCAAAACCGACCGGUACGACCUGAGGCCCGAGACACCACCUUCCCAUCAGAGGCCCGUGUUCACUCAGCCGCACUUCGAGAGCGAGUUUGCGGGCAUCCCAAAGGAUAAGGUACCGAUAUGCGACCGUCUCACCAACUCACUGCGGAAACGAUGGCACGUCAAGCACCUCCCGAAGAAGCUGCUCGGCCUCUUUCCUAUCAUAGGGUGGUUGCGUACUUACAACCUCAAGCAGUGGCUCAUUUCGGACAUCAUCGCAGGAAUCACAGUCGCCAUUUUCCACGUGCCCCAGAGUUUUGGAUACUCACUCCUCGCCAGCGUGCCUGCGGUCAACGCCCUGUACACCGCCAUGUUUCCCAUGCUGAUGUACACCAUCUUCGGAACUUCCAGGCACCUCUCGAUCGGGGCUUUCGCCGUGGUCUGCAUGAUGACCGGAGCUGUUGUGGAGCAGUACAAGGACGAGUUCGGUGCAGCCGAGGUUGCUUCAACGCUUAUGUUUUUCGUCGGCUUGUACCAGCUCGCGCUCGGCGUCUUGAAUCUUGGAGGCCUCAGCGUGUUCCUAUCUGAACAGUUCGUCAGUGGCUUCACAGCUGGUGUGUCCGUCCACAUAGGCUCGAGCCAACUGGGCAGCCUGUUCGGCAUUCCCGUCGGCCACUUCUCCGGACCGUUUCUGCUCAUUAGGCUCUACGAUGCCUUCAUCAAGCUCCUCCCGGACACUCAUCUGCCCACACUCGGACUGUCCGUGUGCUGCAUCUUCCUCUUGCUCUUCGUCAAGCUGGCCAUCGACCCAUUCGUGUAUCGAAUGAUCAAGAUGCCCGUGCCUGUCGAGAUGAUACUGGUCAUCGUAGCCACAGUGGUGUCCAGUUAUUUCGACCUGGAGAACAAAGGAUUUGAAAUCAUCGGUCCAAUUCCCAACACGUUUCCGACGAUGGGUCUGCCAGACCUGAACUUGUCCCUUGUGACGAAAGUGGUCGUACCGGCACUUACUAUUGCGAUUGUGUCGUUCGCUGUCACGGUGUCCUUGGGACGGAUCUUCGCCAGAAACCACGGAUACGAGGUUGUGCCAAAUCAGGAGCUGCUGGCGCUUGGAAUGUCAAACUUCUUCGGAAGUUUCCUUGACUGCUUUCCAAGUGGCGCGUCUGUGCCGCGAAGUUCCAUCCAAGACAACACCGGUGGAAAGACACAGCUCGUAAGCAUCAUCAACACUGUCCUUAUUGCCUUGACACUCCUAUACCUUGGAAGCUACCUUGAAAAGCUGCCUGUGGCGGUGCUGGCAUCGAUCAUCUUCGUGUCGUUGAAGAAGGUCUUCAUGCAAGUCAGAGAUUUCUACAACUACUGGAAGAUCUCCAAGAUUGACGGACAAGUUUGGCUCGUGACUUUCUUCUCGACAGUGUUCGUGGAAGUACAACUCGGUUUGGUCAUUGGUGUAGUGUACUCACUGCUGACUCUGGUCUACAAGAUACAAAGGCCAAGCACAUGCAUCCUCGGACAAAUUCCGAACACUGACUACUUCGUCCCAGUCAAGAAAUAUGGAGUGGCACAAGAGGUUCCCGGAGUAAAAGUGUUCCACUUUGGCGGACCCCUGCACUUCGCCAACGCGGAAUUCUUCAGGGCGGAGCUGUCCCGGAGAACGCUGAUCCGAGUGCGCAAAGUGCUUGCAGCCAGAAAGAAGGAAGCUGCUGCCACGACCGGUAAGCCAUUGUACUGGGUGAACGCCGUGGAUCCGAGCCCACCUAUAUAUGACGAGCUAAACGAUUCCAUUGUCACCCUGCCAUCUAUGAACUUAUCGACUAAGGUGCGCGUCGACGGAGAUUCUUCGUCGGCUUCGUCUCUAUCCGCUCCGUCGACGCCCUCAACCACCGAACUUCCAAGCCACGUCGUACUCGACUUCUCUCGAGUCACCUUCGUGGACGGCUCCAGCUCCGUGGUCCUGAAGCAGGUCUUGAAGGAAUAUCGAAGCAUCAACAUCGUGAUCUACAUUGCCUGCUGCUCUGCACCCGUGUAUUCGAUGCUCAAAAAGGGUGAAGUGCUGGAAGAAAUUCCGGCUUCCAACUUCUACCCGUCCGUGCAUGAUGCCGUUAUGCAUGCAGGGAAACCAGAAAACGAGCAACCGUAUGCCUUUGCAACUACAUGAAGAUGAACGGACGGAAACGCAAAGGCGGCAAGAUUGCUUGCGUCUGCCCCUGAAGUGGAGACAUUGUACAUACAGCAUAGAAAACAUUCUCAUCGCUGACUAGUCUGAGGGCAGCCACAACAAUGCAUAUGCCAAAGACUUACAGAAGCAUCUGUGACAAUCCACACCCAGUGGAUACAUUCAUGCACGUGGUCAUUCUUUUAGUUGUAUUUAGUAUUGCAUCAGCGCGUUUUAACAUUAAGGCGUUUCUACGCAACACGUGCCCCUG